GAGGCGACAACGGGAAGCCCCUGUUGGAUCCUGGGCACUCAGGACCUAGUGCGCCAUGGGCGCCCUCCUGCAGCAGCCCCAGGGCAAGGAGGAUGGGGGUCCUCGUGGGGGCCACACUGUCGGAUCCCCAGGGAUCCGAGCGGGACUGUGACGUCUCCACACUGAGCCGGUGGCAAAGUCGCCGCGAGGAUGAAGGAGGAACCUCGUGCUCUUCACCCCACCAGGCCCCGCAUUUCCUGUCUCCUGCCACGGUUCCUUGUCGCGACCGGCGAGUCCUCCCAGGUCUUCGAAAGGCCGUUUUGUCCGGAGGCUGUGGACCCGGAGGCCCGGGAGCAUCGGCGGGCAGCGUGGCACCCACUCCGCGGUCUCAACCGGGCAGGACCCGGGUCCGGAGCUCGGGCGAAGCGGGCGUCCUAGGAGGAGCGUGCAGAACCCGGAGAGGACGCAGCAGGGUGAAAACUGAAACCGCAUAUGCGAACUGUCUCCGAAAGUCAUCUGUGGUUGAAAUCAGAAAUCACCUAUAAUAUCCCCUUUGUGGCAACACCGUUGGGGAGUCUUUAUGCCGUUUCAAACGAAUAUAAAUACAUAUUCUCAAUUCAGACGCGGAUAUUUUUGACCCUUGAUGAACCCUGUCACCCUGUCCUUCAGGAAGCCUGUACCAGUUUCCCCUCCCUCUACGGUGGAUGUUUCACCAUCCUCUGCCCAAGCUGGGUCAUCACAAUCACAGACAAGAGUGUCGCCAGCAUUGCCAUCCCGUGACAUGAGACGCUUUGAAGGUGCAUUACUUUGCACAGCAAUUCUGUGUCUGGAAAUCUAUUCUACACAAUGAAAUUGUGAUUCAUGCAAGCACAGUUUCUGCAGCAUUUCGCUUCUCUAAAAGUCACUGGAGACCGUCUGGAUCUUCAGACACAGACACUGGUUUCUUUUGUUGUGAUGCAGUCAUUCUAUGUAAUGUGCAGAGAUAAAAAGGAAAAAAUCUGUAUGUGCAGGUAUUGCAAGAUCUUCAAAGUGUGUUAUUUUGAGAUAGAAUCUGUGUUCAGCAGAGUGCCUAUGGGUUUAUAUUUGUUUUAAAAACCAGAAUUGAUACAUAAACACGUAUCUACUGUUAGUAAGGAAAACAGUAUUUCCAUAACUUAUUGCCAGUCUCUUUAUCCAUUUUAGGAAAAAUCGAUAUACUUGAAAAGCCAUGGUGGCAGGAAUUGGUCAUCACCCACCAGGAUUCUACACUGCCCUACAGGUGAUCCCAACUGAGGUUGCCAGAGGAACAGGAUGUGGAAUGCAGUCGCGUUUCAGAGAGGAACCUAAAGUCAGAAUGGACCAGGGGUCUUGCCCUGACCUCUGCCUCUUCACCCAACCCCCACCUGGUCAGGCAGUGACCCUGGAGGGGCUGGGAUGAUGCUGGGAGGGCCGUGAAAUGGGGAGCCAAUGGUGGGAGCAUGGUGAACAUGGAGAGCUCAGACCCCACACCAUCUGGGGAGGUGCUCAUGUGAUGCUGGGAGCACUAGGAAAGCAGGGAGCCUGGACACAGCACUCACUGCUCCUCCCAUCUGGGACAGGAUUGGGGUGGGUGAUGAGAAAAGUUUCCCGAGUAACACAGUUCCCAAUCCUGGCAGAAUGACUCACCCCAGUUGCACUCACAGCCGAGACCCACUCAGCCCCUGGACCAAUCUAACACAGGGCAUGGUAAAUCCAGGAGUGAAUACUACUGAGGCAUCUGCCAGGGCAUAGGAAACAGUAACAAGAGGACGGCUCAGCUAGUGGCUCAGACUAUCUUGCCCCACACUCUCCAAUAUUGAGAGCCUUGAGCCCAGGAGGUUGAGGAUUCAGUGAAUUAUGAUCGUGCCACUGCACUCCAGACUGGUGACAGAGUAAGAGUCUGUCACACAUGCUCACACACACAAAUUAAAUUGUGUGAGCAGUUGUCACACAGGGAGAUCUGGAUGCACUCACUGUGGACCCAGGUCUCAGGGAGCAGGAGGGUGUUCUGUAUUGUGGGAACAUGAGGGACACACAUGGGACGGGGCAUUUGUGCCUAGCUUUGAAGGGUGGCUGGCCCUUUGCCCAGGGGGAAGAGGCCAGCAGAAUGCACUAACAGUGGGGAACCACCAGGAACUUUCACUUGAACCUGCUCUGCUGAGCCCCCUGUGCCAUCCGUGGACCUGGGCGAGGGAGGCUGCUGAACUGGGAGCUCAGGGCCCAUCUCUCUGAGGAGCUUUCUAAAUCAGCAAGUGUGUCACAGGUUGAGAUUUUAGGAACGGGGUCCUCCAUGUUAUCCUCGAUUUUAAUAAGUAGACUCUUUUGGCCAAUCUGCAUUGGGCAGAGGAGGAACAAGACAUAAUUUUUAAUAUAUAUUUUUAAAGCUGUUUAAUUUUGGUAAAAACAUAGAAGAUAAAAUUUACCAUCUUGACCAGUUGUUUAGUGUACAAUAUGUUGUUUUAAACCUCUGGAACCCUGCCCGCUGCUCCUGUAAUAAAACCUAGCCCGGGCCAGGCGCGGUGGCUAAAGCCUAUAAUCCCAGCACUUUGGGAGGCCGAGAUGGGUGGAUCACCUAAGGUCAUGAGUUUGAGACCAGCCUGGCCAACAAGAUGAAACCCCAUCUCUACCAAAAAUACAAACAAUUCGCCGGGCCUGGUGGAGGGCGUCUGUAAUCCCAGCUACUCCGGAAGCUGAGGCCAGAGAAUCCCUUGAACCCGGGAAGCGGCGAUUGCGGUGAGCCGAGAUCACGCCACUGCACUCCAGCCUGGGCAACAAGAGCGAAACUCCGUCUCUAAAUAAAUAAAUGAAUAAUAAAACCUAGCCCGGACUGUAAUCACGUCCACUGGGAACUGGGGAAGUAGUGGAGGGGACGCGAUCAGUCCCGUUGCUGCGCCCAGAGCAUGAUGAGCCAGGGAACUCGCGGCGCAGGAGGAGGGAGGGAGAGUGUCGCGGACCCAGGCAGGGACAGGGAGACGCCGCCGCCUCUGAAUAUUCCUCUGCAAGUUUCUUCACCUUCAAUAAAAAAAGUUGUGAUGAUUAAAUGAGUCUGUCGUGGAAGGAACCGUGUCCUGGCAGGAGCCGGGCUGACACCCAGACACCAACCCGAAGGGGGCUGGGACAAAGGGGAGGGACGCCCGGAAAGGGGAGGGACACCGUCAGGGCAGCCAAUCAUAUUUCUAGCCGCGUGACGCGAUGACAGCGGGAAACGUGGGGCGCGCCCAUACAUAGGGAGGCUUUAAAACCUUGAGGUGAUUCAUCUUCCAGGCUCUCCUUCCAUCAAGUCUCUCCUCCCUAGCUCUCUGGGUCCCCAAUGGCAGCAGCCGCCGCUACCAAGAUCCUUCUGUGCCUCCCGCUUCUGCUCCUGCUGUCCGGCUGGUCCCGGGCUGGGCGAGCCGACCCUCACUCUCUUUGCUAUGACAUCACCAUCAUCCCUAAAUUCAGACCAGGACCACGGUGGUGUGCGGUUCAAGGCCAGGUGGAUAAAAAGACUUUUCUUCACUAUGACUGUGGCAACAAGACAGUAACACCCGUCAGUCCCCUGGGGAAUAAACUAAAUGUCACAAAGGCCUGGAAAGCACAGAACCCAGUACUGAGAGAGGUGGUGGACAUACUUACAGAGCAACUGCUUGACAUUCAGCUGGAGAAUUACAUACCCGAGGAACCCCUCACCCUGCAGGCCAGGAUGUCUUGUGAGCAGAAAGCCGAAGGACACAGCAGUGGAUCUUGGCAGUUCAGUUUCGAUGGACAGAUCUUCCUCCUCUUUGACUCAGAGAAGAGAAUGUGGACAACGGUUCAUCCUGGAGCCAGAAAGAUGAAAGAAAAGUGGGAGAAUGACAAGGAUAUGACCAUGUCCUUCCAUUACAUCUCAAUGGGAGACUGCACAAGAUGGCUUGAGGACUUCUUGAUGGGCAUGGACAGCACCCUGGAGCCAAGUGCAGGGGCACCACUCGCCAUGCCCUCAGGCACAACCCAACUCAGGGCCACAGCCACCACCCUCAUCCUCUGCUGCCUCCUCAUCAUCCUCCCCUGCUUCAUCCUCCCUGGCAUCUGAGGACAGUCCUUUAGAGUGACAGGUACUGUGGGCAGAAUUGGAAGUGGAGCAAGGAGCAGGUGGGUGAGGAGGCAGGAUGGGGAAAGAGAAUUCCCGGAGUCCCACCCCUCCCCGUGGCUGGGACCUUCUCAUCCUAACAUGAGACAGGUGAAUGAGACCUUGUGUCGCCUGUUGGCAAUGUUGGCAAUGACCUGGGCAGCUCAGCCCUGAAUUCUGGUGGAUUCUCACCUUCAGAGUCCAGAGGGAAAGGGAGGGGCCCAUACCAAGUCUCAGUGUCAUUGAGCUUGAGAGGGUUUAGCAAGUUCAGGCCUGAUGCAGAGCAGGUUUCUGUUUAGGAAGGGUGUGUGGCCUGCAGGCUGCAGGAAUUCAGACAUGGGCAAUCCUCUUAAUUGGGUUAGGUGCAUCAUGGUAGCUUUACAUGAGGUGUGACAGGGGAAGGGUGAUUCCAUCUCUGAGGCUAAGAGAGAUCUGGGUGUAAUCCCAGGAGGAGGGGGCUGGGAGAGCCUUGGUACACCUAAUUGAAAAGGAGGGAGUGCAGGGCUGCCUUCCCACAGAAAGUGGCUUGGGUUCCAGGAAAUAAGGUGGAAGGUGAAGAGUACAGGCUGCUCAAGAGAAGGAUUUUUAAAAAGUCAGUCCCAUGGACACGUGCAGCUCGAGUCUGGGCCCUGAGGCAGCUCCCCUGCCAUCAUCCUCCUGCACACCCCGGAUCCUGAGCCCACUGAUGGCCCUGCCUGGAGCAGAGUGGACUCAGAGGAAGGGGGGUCUGAGCUGCUGCUGGGGUUCCACCGGCACCACUGGGCUGGACAAGGAAUUGAUAAGGUGGAACAGGGACAGUCACCUUCAGAGCAAUGGGUGCUGCUCCCAGUGUGAGGAGAGGCUCAAGAAGAAGGGGGAAGAAGGAUGUUUGCCUGCAGGCCCACCCAAAGCCAAGGGCACAGGAAUAUGGAGCCCUCUUUUUGGAAGUCUGCCCCACCCCUUGCCUGUUUUAGGCCCUCACAUCAGAUGAUAAAGAGGGCCUUGAGUAAGGGGGCGGACCCAUCACUACUAGCUUCAGACCUGUGGGCCCCUCCACUCUAUCCCCUGGUCAGGUGCAGGGCCUGGGCUGACUCUGUGAUGUGACAGAGGAGGAAAGAGGUUAGUCCAAGCUGCAGUCACCAGGAUUGGGGCUCAAGGGAAAAAUAGGUUUUUUAGUGCAGGGGGCUCUGAGACAUGGAGUGACUAGGGAAAGAUUACCCUGGAAAAGUGAUCCGGGUUCUCCGCCCCUUAAACCAACAUUUGUGUCCUUUCUGAAGGUUAAAGAUGUUACCAAAAAGCCCCUGUGAGCACGGUUCGAUCAAACUCACCCUUCUGGCUGGCCACCUGCCCACCACCUACGGUGUAUGGCCAGCGGCCUCCAGCAGAUCAUGAUGACAUCAUGGACCCAAUAGCUCAUUCACUGCCUUGAUUCCUUUUGCCAACAAUUUUACCAGCAGUUAUACCUAACAUAUUAUGCAAUUUUCUCUUGGUGCUACCUGAUGGAAUUCCUGCACUUAAAGUUCUGGCUGACUAAACAAGAUAUAUCAUUCUCUUUCUUCUCUUUUUGUUUGGAAAGUCAAGUACUUCUUUGAAUGAUGAUCUCUUUCUUGCAAAUGAUAUCGUCAGUAAAAUAAUCACGUUAGACUUCAGACCUCUGGGGAUUCUUUCCGUGUCCUGAAAGAGAAUUUUUAAAUUAUUUAAUAAGAAAAAAUUUAUAUUAAUGAUUGUUUCCUUUAGUAAUUUAUUGUUCUGUACUGAUAUUUAAAUAAAGAGUUAUA
Pan troglodytes (chimpanzee) is the source of this 5820-nucleotide messenger RNA. Its product is annotated as UL16-binding protein 2. Gene Ontology annotation, cellular component: external side of plasma membrane. Lineage: Eukaryota; Metazoa; Chordata; Mammalia; Primates; Hominidae. The record is from RefSeq and is a predicted model, not a curated record. Gene Ontology annotation, biological process: immune response; positive regulation of T cell mediated cytotoxicity; antigen processing and presentation of endogenous peptide antigen via MHC class Ib. The transcript is spliced from 5 exons. The coding region runs from base 3287 to 4027 and encodes 246 amino acids.